Polistes canadensis is the source of this 1696-nucleotide messenger RNA. RefSeq names its product alanine--glyoxylate aminotransferase 2 homolog 1, mitochondrial. Gene Ontology annotation, cellular component: mitochondrion. The transcript is spliced from 9 exons. The record is from RefSeq and is a predicted model, not a curated record. Bases 140 to 1696 code for a protein of 518 amino acids. Lineage: Eukaryota; Metazoa; Arthropoda; Insecta; Hymenoptera; Vespidae. Gene Ontology annotation, biological process: glyoxylate catabolic process. Gene Ontology annotation, molecular function: pyridoxal phosphate binding; L-alanine:glyoxylate transaminase activity.
UUAACAAGUCUUUACUUAAUACUUGUUCCGAUAGUGCGUUUACUUUGUCUAUUCUUUAUAAAACAACGAUCAUUUUAACGUAUCAAAUCAAUUCUUCUCACAAGUUUUUCAAAUAUAUAAUAACGUGAUACUGUAAAUCAUGUAUUACAGUAUGAGUCGUCAAUUAUAUUACAUUCGUUAUAUUUUAAAUGCAACGUUUAAAACAUAUAAGGGAAAUGUUAGAUUGUUAAAUACGGAUAAACAAUUAGAAAUGCCACCUUAUCAACAUAUACCGUCUGUUUAUACGGGACCAAGUUACGAUAAUGUAAAAGCCGCAUACGAAUCGAACAUAUCACCUAGUUAUAAAAUGUAUUAUAAGAAGCCAUUGUUAUUAUACGAAGGAAAGAAUCAAUGGGUGUGGGGUCACGAUGGCAAACGUUAUUUAGAUAUGUUCGGUGGUAUCGUUACUGUUUCUACAGGACAUUGUCAUCCAAAAAUCGUAGCUGCGAUAUCGGAUCAAGUGAAAAAGCUUGGCCAUGUAUCAGGACUCUAUAUGCAUCCUAGUUUAUACGAAUAUACAGAAAAAUUAGCUGCAAAAUUGCCGGAAAAACUUCGAGUCAUUUAUCUCGUCAAUAGUGGCUCCGAAGCUAAUGAAUUAGCAUAUCUAAUGGCGAGACUUUAUACUGGCGAACAGAAUAUCAUUUCAUUGAAUAAUUGUUAUCAUGGCGGUACUUAUGGAACCUCGGCAACGACUGCUUUAAGCACAUGGAAAUAUGCUAUUUCACAACCACCUGGUCAUAUACACGUAUGUAAUCCAGGCUUACAGAAAUAUCUUCCCUGCAAUUCGAAAUGCAAAGAUUGUUCUGUUCCGGGUGUAAAGGACACCUGUAGUUGCAGCAACGAUGAAUGUGUCUUACUCACUAAAUAUUUAGAAGAAUUUAAAGACACUUUUCGUUACAGUUUGCCCAAAAAAGGAGGUGUUGCUGCAUUCAUUGCAGAAAGUAUUCAAGGUAUCGGAGGUGUCAUACAAUAUCCACGGUUAUUCUUAGAAAAAAUUUAUGAGAUUGUUCACGAAAAUGGUGGUCUUUGUAUAGCUGAUGAAGUACAAACUGGCUUUGGUAGAACAGGCGAUCAUUUUUGGGGUUUUCAAAGUCAUGGAAUUCAACCUGACAUAGUAACAAUGGCAAAAGGCAUUGGAAAUGGAAUUCCUCUUGGUGCAGUUGCAACUACUAUUGAUAUUGCUAAUUGCUUGAAGAGAGCACUUCAUUUCAAUACCUUUUCUGGGAAUCCAAUUAUUUGUGCUGGAGGAUCAGCAGUGCUUGAUAUAAUUGAGAAUGAAGGUAUGCAAAAAAAUGCCCUUAUUACUGGAACUUAUCUGUGUCAACAAUUGAGUACCUUAACUCACGAUUUUUCGGAUAUCGUGAGUGACGUACGAGGAAAGGGUUUUAUGAUAGGUUUAGAAUUGGCAAAAAAUAGUAGAACAAAGAAAUAUAUUAAAGAGGAACAUAUGCGCGACAUAUUUGAAGAUAUCAAAGAUAUGGGCGUACUUGUGGGAAAGGGUGGAUUAUUUGCAAAUGUUUUAAGAAUAACACCGCCAAUGUGUGUUACAAAGAAAGAUGCAGAUUUUACAGUGAAUGUUAUCAGAAGAGCACUCCAACGAUAUCGUAAAAAAUAUUUAUACGAGAUUGCACUUCUUGGAAGAGUAGAUCCAUCUUAA